This is a messenger RNA of Mycosarcoma maydis (corn smut), 2289 nucleotides long. RefSeq lists its product as uncharacterized. The record is from RefSeq and is a predicted model, not a curated record. NCBI's taxonomy places the organism in Eukaryota, Fungi, Basidiomycota, Ustilaginomycetes, Ustilaginales. The transcript has a single exon. Bases 1 to 2289 code for a protein of 762 amino acids.
AUGCCUCGCACCCGCACACCCAAGACCACCACCGAAUCCAGAGAUGCUAGCGCAGAUGAAAGCGAUACUACCCUAGAUCGAACUUCUUCCACUCAGAACAGACGCACUCGCAAGCGUCCUGCCCAGCCCGCACAGGAAAUCUCAACAGACAGGCCUAGCUCCCGCGCUGCUUCCCGAUCUCAGUCAGAGGCUGCGGAAAGACCGGCCAGCACGACUGACUCAGAUCCUGCAGAGCGCCAUUCUCUUGCAGCUCGCCAUCGUCAUGGCGAACGAGGCACCGCCGGCGAUGCCGCUCUCGCAACCUCGUUGACGUUCGAAACACCUGAUGAGGCGCGGGAUCGGCUUAGCUCGAUGCGGUCCAAUUCGUCUAAUAGCGCCACUUCUGUGCGCUCUGCUCCUUCCCACCGCUCCGUACGCAACACGCGCUCCAGCACCGAGCUCCGCCCUUCAGCGGACCAACUUGCUCAGGAUGGCUAUGGAACAUCUUCUGCCAUGAGGCAGGGUUCUCCCAACCGAUCCUUUUCGACCCGUUACAUUGACGACUUGACAUCGCCAGAUUCGACAAACGCUGACGACGUACCAAUGAUGCCACUGCAAACCCGCUCGCAACAGGCCGACGGCAACUCGUUUCGACCCCUGACGAUAAGCACCCAAAAUAUGACUGUUCAGCCUCAGAACGUCUCUCCCUACUCUGCCACUACCCCUCUGGCUCGAUCCAACAGCAACAUGUCUCCUCCUCGACCCACCCGCUCUCUCCCUAGACGUCGAGCUUCCGCGCGCACUCAGAAUCGGCCGUUACUUUCGAGCUCGAACCAUGCUUCUUCUUCCUACCUGCUCCGAUCGCGCUCGACGUCGAGCUCCAACAUUCUCGCUCCGAGCAACUCCACCGCCAACAUCCUCGCCUCCGGCCACAGCCGACAAAACUCGACUAACGGCUGCGUUCCGCCAGGCGGAGGCUUCGACCCUUCCUACCUUCCGCCGUCCGGGUCGUUGACGCCUCGAACGCCACUGGCUGAGAUCCCCCUUUGGUUGGCAGACAUGCGCAGCCUCAGCCGUAGGAGCAGCAUCAGCUCGUCCAGCUUCAUGGAGAGAGAAGACUUGUCCAAUGCAUCCAGAACAUUUCCCACGCGCCAUGUCAGGACCGUAUCCACCUCGUCUUCCUCCGGACCAUCCAGUCCUGGCGCUACUCGCAAUGGUUCCACCUCUCCUGCCGUAUCUUUUCGCCGCUCGUUGCGCGGCAGCAGACCGCGCCAGAGCGAUGAGAACGCUCGCAUCAGCCCUUCGCCUUCCUACUUCGGCGAGUCUGAUGCGCUACCAUCGCCUUCUCCCUCCUCGAUCCGAGGCGAGAUGACGCCCCUUGACGAGUCGUUGGAUCCCAAUGCAAGCCUCUCGUCUGGCGUUAUUCACCUGGGUACUUCGUCUCCUUCGACGCCCUCAGUGCACUUGCAGCAGGCAUCGAGCCCAGCCAUGUCGACGCGCAGUCGGACGCUCAACCGCACAGGCUCUAUUCGUGGUCGAAGACUCACCAAUCCUCUCAACACGCCUGUUUCUGCAGAUUCGCUUGGCUUUUCCCAUGACGCUGUGAGAACACAGCAGUCAGACCCUCCAUCCGCUUUUCAUCAAGCAAGGUCCUCUGCACAGGAGCGACGUACGCGCAACAGCGUUGACCAGAGGGCCGGCACUCUGCUUGAACGCCGCGCGGCUACUGCGGCUGCAGCUGGUGCUGCACCUUGUACUCCGGUCAAUGCUGCUCGUGGGUCGAGCCGAUCGAGCUCGAGGACGUCGUCGCCAGCACAUGGCACACGUGCUUCUCGAAGAAGAAGCACUGCUGCAGAAGGUCAGAAAAGCUCGACAUUGGAAGGUAGUGCCUCGGGACCUCGACCGGGCUAUUUGCCGCCAUUGCAGAUCCCCAGUAUCCGUCUUGCCCGUAAUUCUGGGCCGAUGACGGCCGAUGCAUCGACGAUUUCGUCGAUGAUUCCCGAGCGUGCCAUCGAAGAGCAGGCUCAUGACCAACAUGCUGCCCAGCUGGAACCCAUCUCGCCCUCGGCGUUUUCCGAAAUGACCAGUCUCACGCAAGGCUCGACCGCAUCCGAAAGCAUCAACAGCGCCAACGGCAUGCCCGCCACGCCUUCGUCGAGCGUAUCCACUCUCGAUCCUCUCGCGCAAUCGAUCAUGCACGACGCGAGUGUCAUCGAGGCGGAAGCCUCGGAUGUGAGCCGUCGGACGCCACGCAAAAACCCCCACGCAUCCCGCGAUGCAGAACUCGCCGAAGAUGCUCUCGGCUUCUAG